Molecule: messenger RNA, 671 nt
Organism: Nerophis ophidion (straightnose pipefish)
Lineage: Eukaryota; Metazoa; Chordata; Actinopteri; Syngnathiformes; Syngnathidae
Gene: atox1
Product: antioxidant 1 copper chaperone
Exons: 4
Coding region: 154-360 (68 amino acids)
Biological process (GO): copper ion transport
Cellular component (GO): cytosol
Molecular function (GO): copper chaperone activity; metal ion binding
Source: RefSeq, a predicted model, not a curated record
CAGAAAAACACCGGAAGUAGUCGUGUUUUUGUACCAGAAAAGUAACUUGAUGCAGGUAGUAAAUGAUUAAGUUUGCAUAUCUUUCGAGCGAGCCAGUGGGGAAAAGUCCAUAUUUCCGGAGCCAGUUUGCUGCUACGCCACAUCAUCUCAAACAUGACCAAGCACGAGUUCGCGGUGGCCAUGACGUGUGAAGGAUGCUCGGGAGCUGUCAGCAGAGUCCUCACCAAGCUGGGAGACGUGAAGUUUGAGAUCGACCUUCCCAAGCAGCUGGUGUGGAUCGAGUCGGACAAAGACGCGGAGGUUCUCAUGGAAACCUUGAAGAAGUGCGGCAAGGAGGUCAAGUACAACGGCACCAAAUGAUCGGGUCCCAGGACUCGUACGCUUGCGGUGCAAAAGGAAGAAGAAGUCAUAGACGUCACGGGAUUGGCCGGAGCGACACUUUAGCGAUCCUUCUUGAUGAUGACAUCUUCUGCAGAAGUCAUUCCACCUCACCUGUAAAAGUAUUUUUCCUUUCUUCUCAAACACUAUGUGGUCCCUCCUCUCCUCCAUGGCGAGGAGCAGUGAUGUUUAAUGACGUCUUGGAGGAGCCAUUCCUGUUGCCUGUAUCGCCUCACACUAACAUUUGAGGCUGUUUGGAGUCACACUCAAAUAAAGUCUGCCUCAACUUGGAA